Arabidopsis arenosa is the source of this 1496-nucleotide messenger RNA. NCBI's taxonomy places the organism in Eukaryota, Viridiplantae, Streptophyta, Magnoliopsida, Brassicales, Brassicaceae. The record is from the annotation of a GenBank genome assembly.
AUAUCUCUCUGUGUGUCUAAGUCUAACCAUCGCAAGUAGCUGAAUCAAUAGUAUUAAGCCAGGUUAGCUAGACCAGCAAGUAAUUGCUGGCUAGCAGAGAUUUUUUAGCUUGGGUGGUCUUUGAUAAUAGGAUCCUCUAUGAGCCCUCAAAGCGUAUCGAAGACGAGCAAAUCCCUUGAGGGUGUCCAUGGGGUUCAUGUUGUUUCUCAUUCUCAUUUCGGAUUUGAGAGUAUUGGCCAAGUUUCAAGCUUUGAGUCUGCGGAUGCAGGAACAAAGCAAAGACUAUUCAUUGAACGUGUUUGGCAACAAAGACCUCCAUGCCUAAGACCCAUCCAUUGCAGCAUCCACGGCGAUCAGAGUAUAUUAGAAACAGCUGCUAAUGUGAUCACAUCGAUCCCUUUCAUUUUCCUCGGUAUGCAGGCACCGAGGAAAAACCUGAACAUGAAGGUGUAUGCAAACUCCUUAAUCGGAGUUGGAAUUGCAUCGAGUUUGUAUCAUUCUUCAAGAGGGAAAUUGAGGAAGUAUCUUAGAUGGGCUGAUUACACAAUGAUAGCUACAGCGACAGUUUGUCUAACUAGGGCUCUUAGAGAAGAGAACCCAAAGUUCUUGAUGGCUGCAUCAGCGUUGGCUCUACCGUUCCAGCCUCUCGUGGUAUCAGCUGUUCACACUGGAAUGAUGGAGGUAGCAUUUGCGAAACGCGCCUUAGAGGAUCCGGAUUUGAAAAUGGCUCAUGAUGUUCACAAAAUGUCUUCGUUAUUGGGCGGAGCAUUGUUUAUAGCUGAUGAUCUUUUCCCUGAAACACCAUUCAUUCACGCCGGUUGGCAUCUCGCCGCAGCCAUUGGCGUUGGAACGUGCAAUAAGCUUCUUCAAAUGGGAGAGGUGGUGUGUAUAGGUGCAAGCGUUACACGCAACUCUACAUCGAACACAUUAGAGAUCAAAGUAUCGCGUCUAAACAAUCUCACUUUAGGAACAAACGAUUCUCCUCCGUUCCCAACCCCUUACCUCCUUUUGAACAACAUCGUUAGCUUUGAUGAACACGACAUGUAUGUUCUCCUGUAUCCAAGGCUCCGAGAUCCCAACUUAUGCCGUAUUCUCUCCUCCGAGAUUGCUUCCAAAGCCAAGCGAGUUCAAGGCUCCUUUGACGUCACAAUAGAACAAUAUAUAAUCGAGGAAGAAACAUGUGCUAUUUGCUUGGAGGAUGAUGAUGAUGAUCACUUAACCGAAAUGCCAAACUGUACGCAUGAGUUUCAUAGUGAAUGUAUCACUGCGUGGUUAUGUAUGAGUAAUAGUUGCCCUACCUGCCGUGCUCCAAUUCUGGAUGACUACGACUGUACGAGUGACGACGACUGUACGAGUGACGACGACUCUACGAGUGACGAAGAAAGUAGUGAAUAGGGUUUUUAUAUUACUGAUAUUUUGAUCCCCUAUAUAUCUUUUCAUGAGAUUUGAUCGCCUAUUUCUCUUUUCUUUGAGUACAAUAAAUGAAUUGGAAUUUU